AAUUAUAUUGGGCAUCACAAAUUUUCCUCCUUGGUUCCUGCUCUUCUCGUUUCUCGUAUCAAACGGAAAUCUAUGGCAGAAGGGAAUGGAGAGAUAAAAAUGGAAGAAAAACAAGAAAUGGAAAAUGUAGAACGGACAGAAGAUUUUAAUAAACUCAUGCAAUACGGGCUAGACGAGAAAGUGGCUGCCAAAUUGGAUGAAAUUUAUAAGACGGGAAAAUUAGCUCAUAUUGAUCUGGAUGAAAGAGCUCUUGAUGCCUUGAAGGAAUUUCCAGUUGAUGGCGCGCUAAACGUGCUUACACAAUUUCUGGAAUCUAACCUGGAACAUGUAUCCAAUAAAUCGGCAUACCUUUGUGGAGUAAUGAAGACGUACAGACAAAAGAGUCGUGCUGGUCAAGGUACAGGCACCAGCACGACACCUAAGGCUCCAGAUGAAGACAAAAUCAAAGUAAUUCGAAGAAUUGGCACAAUAUUUCGUUAUAUAUGGAAAUAUGAAGGAGAUGAAGAUUAG
Messenger RNA from Atta colombica, 510 nucleotides. RefSeq names its product heterogeneous nuclear ribonucleoprotein R-like. The transcript is spliced from 3 exons. Bases 73 to 510 code for a protein of 145 amino acids. The record is from RefSeq and is a predicted model, not a curated record. NCBI's taxonomy places the organism in Eukaryota, Metazoa, Arthropoda, Insecta, Hymenoptera, Formicidae.